Molecule: messenger RNA, 6216 nt
Organism: Coregonus clupeaformis (lake whitefish)
Lineage: Eukaryota; Metazoa; Chordata; Actinopteri; Salmoniformes; Salmonidae
Product: rho guanine nucleotide exchange factor 10
Exons: 29
Coding region: 202-4791 (1529 amino acids)
Biological process (GO): actin cytoskeleton organization; mitotic spindle assembly; positive regulation of stress fiber assembly
Cellular component (GO): centrosome
Molecular function (GO): protein binding; guanyl-nucleotide exchange factor activity
Source: RefSeq, a predicted model, not a curated record
UUCAGUAGAUAAAAAACGAAAAAGGGACAAUUAAUUUAUAGGAGCAAAAUAAGUUCAUCCUCAAUGUUUGACAGGGAUUUGUUUGCACAUAUUUACUGUGGAACUAGGAUAAAUAACGAUAUUCAUCAGGAUUCGAAAUAUGGGCUAUGUGUGAGUGUAGAGGACCACCACCACCACCACCAGGCUGCUGAGUGAACCUGUAUGCCCAGAGAAACAGCACCCAGUAUGGACAUCGUGGAAGACUUCCCUCCCCCGCCUCCUGAAAUGUUGGCGGACGAGGUGCCCUAUGCGGAUGAAGAAGAGGGGGAGCAGUUUGAGUUUGACGACAGUGGGGAUGAGGCCCCUAAGGCAGACCGGCCGCCCCUUGCUCCUCCAGCCCCAGACUACAGGGCCCAGGGCCAGGCCCAGGUCAAUGGUGUGGCCCUUCACCCACAGCAGGAAGGACCAUACCCCCAGCCCUCCAACCCGGAGCCCCCAGCAGCAGCAGCGACAUCUGACACAGCUCCAGUGGCAGCAGCACCGGAAGCUCCAGUAGCCAUGGCCACAACAGACACAGUGGCAGCAGCACUGGAAGCUCCGGUAGCCAUGGCCACAACAGACACAGUGGCAGCAGCACUGAAAGCUCCGGUAUCCAUGGCCACAACAGACACAGUGGCAGCAGCACCGGAAGCUCCAGUAGCCAUGGCCACAACAGACACAGUGGCAGCAGCACUGAAAGCUCCGGUAGCCAUGGCCACAACAGACACAACAGCUCCAGUGGCAGCAGCAGAAGGGGACAAGGCUUCAUCAGUCCCAGUCCCAGCUGACACAGACAGUGAUUUACCCCCUCCUCCACCUCCAGAGGACUCCACUCCUGUAGGCACAGACUCUGUUAACACAGAUAAGGAAGUGUCAAGUGAUGAUCCUCCCCCAGCCACCCCCAGGACCACCUCCCAGAAGAAAGUCAACCCCUACUCUGUGAUUGACAUCACCCCCCUCCAACUACAGCAGCUGGAGCAGCAGCAUGGGCCCGUCGCUUCCUCACCGGUUGAGAGGGUGGGAGGAGAGGGGGAGAAGGAGGGUGAGGGCCAGGAUGUUCCCCCCGCCAGCCCCCCCUGUGUCCCCCCGGGCUACUCUGUGCCCGUGCCCUGUGGGUACGCCACCCCCUCUGGUGUGCCCCUCAUCACGCCAGCCUACACCACGCCCGUCAUCAUCCGACACUUCUCCGUGGACGAGGACGAUACUGUGGUGGGGACAGGCAACAUUUCUGUUGACAUUGAAGAGUAUCCUGCCAUCAGAGAGGAGGAUGCUUUGUCUAAAUGGGUGUCGGACCCUGCAAACACAGCCUGGAUGGAAAAUCCAGAUGAAGUAAUUUAUGAUGAUGUGCCCAGAGAGAACUCUGACUCCACUACAGAGCCAGACGAGAUGAUCUAUGACGAUGUGGAGUUAGGAGAGGAGGGCUGCGGCAGCUCCCUGGACAACGGUUGGAGCUCCAGCGAGUUUGAGAGCUAUGACGAGCAGAGUGACGGGGAGGGCCGCGGGGAGAAUGGCCUGCCUGACGCCUUCAUGAGAGGGAAGCCCCCACAAAGGAAGACCCAUCUUUCUCAAGAUCUGACACGCUUGAAAGAACUCUAUGAGAAAAAGAUGAAAGAUCUUAUGGCAAGCACAGUGGGAACGGUAGAGCUACAGCAGAUAAAACAGAAACACGAGCAGAAGAUGCAAAAGCUGGUGAAGGCAGCGAGAGACGGGACCAAAGACGGCUUGGAGAAGACCAAAGCAGCAGUGAAAAGGGGACGGUCGUAUAUCAAGACCCACUGUCAUGAGAGGAAGUCAACCUGUUUUGAGGAUGAGGAGUCGGAGCUCUUCAUCGAAGUGGAAUGCUUCAACAUGGAGCCAGUGCUCAGUCCCGUCCCUGAAGGGCUCUCACAACAACAGGUGGUGAGGAGGUGUAUACUGGGCUCCAUAUUAGAGAGUGAGAAGAACUAUCUUGAUGCACUGAAGUGGAUUUUAGAGCAAUAUGAAAAGCCACUUUUGGAGAUUGAGCCCAGGUUGCUAAGCGAUAGGAAGCUGAAGGUGACGUUCUAUCGUAUCCGGGAGAUUCUCCAGUGCCACGCCCUGUUCCAGAUCGCCCUGGCGUGCCGCGUGGCCGAGUGGGACAGUCUGGAGAUGAUUGGGGAUGUCUUUGUAGCCUCGUUCUCCAAGUCCAUGGUGCUGGACGCCUACUGUGAGUAUGUGAACAACUUCAGCACAGCCAUGGCGGUGGUCAGGAAGACGUGUGCCUCCAAACCCAGCUUCCUAGACUUCCUCAAGCAUCGUCAGGACACCAGCAGUGACCGGGUCACUCUCUAUGGACUCAUGAUGAAGCCCAUCCAGAGAUUCCCUCAGUUCAUUCUGCUGCUGCAGGACAUGUUGAAGAACACCCCAGCAGGUCACAGUGACAGGCUGCCCCUACAGAUGGCCCUGACAGAACUGGAGACCCUGGCUGAGAAGCUCAAUGAGAAGAAGAUGGAGGCUGACCAGCGCUGUGAGAUCAGACACAUAGCCAAGGCUAUGAAUGAACGCUACCUCAACAAGCUCCUGAGUAACGGCAGCCGCUACCUGAUUCGCUCUGACGACAUGGUGGAGACGGUCUACAACGACCACGGAGAGGUCAUCAAGACCAAGGAGCGACGCCUUUUCCUGCUCAACGACGUGCUCAUGUGUGCCACACCCAACGUCCGGUGCAGUGUUGAUGGCAGUGGUAGUGGCAACGCCGCCCUGGGUCAGAAGUUCCUGCUGAAGUGGAGUGUCCCUCUGAGCUUUGUGGACGUAGUAGAGUUUGGCUCCAGUGAAGACAUGGGCGACAACAGCCGCUUCACCCCCCAACCCCACUCUGGAGAGAAAGUGGUCGUCAAUGCCAAACCAAAUAAGCUGUACAUGGGUCCAGGCCAGCUGUACCAGGACCUGCAGAACCUCAUCCACGACCUCAGCCUGGUCAACCAGAUCUCCAGCAUGAUCGGAAGCCUCAAGGGAAACUACCAGAACGUUAACGCUACGGUGGCCCAUGAUUGGGUGUCAGGUCUGCAGCGUCUCAUCCUGAAGAAGGAGGAGGAGAUCCGGGCUGCAGACCGCUGUAGGAUCCAGCUGCAGCUGCCUGGCAAACCGGACAAGUCUGGCAGGCCCACAUACUUCAGUGCAGUGUUCAAUACAUUCUCUCCGGCCAUCAAACAGUCGUGGAUCAGUAACCUGCAGAUGGCCAAGCUGGCUCUGGAGGAGGACAACCUGCAGGGCUGGUUCUUUGCGGAGGAUGAUGGUAACCAGAUCAAGAAGCAGAAACAUCCUCUUCUGCUCAAGCAGAUGCCUGUGGUCAUGUCCAAACUACAGGAGUUCAAGGUGGAGUGUGCCGUCCAUAACCCCGAGCCCCACAUCAACAUAGAGAGCACAGCAGACACCCCUGCUCUGGGACACGGCUGUGUGUGGGUGGCGAGCUGCACCAACCAGAUGGGUCAGAUAGCCAUCGUGGCCAUGCAGAACUCUAGCCCCAAAGUGACCGAGUGCUUCAAUGUGGAGUCACGGAUCCUGUGUAUGGCCUACGUACCCAUGGAGCAGAGGACCCAGGAGAACGGGGAGGGGAACCCUGAAAAUAAACACUCCUCAGCAGGGAAGACCAGUGAUACCCCCACGGUCUGUCUGGGCAUGGAGGAGGGCAGCAUCAUAGUCUAUAAGAGCAGCCAGCGAUCCAAGAAGGUCCGUCUCCAACACUUCUUCACCCCAGACAAGUCUACCGUGACCAGCCUGGUGCACAAGAAGCAGUGUUUAUACACUGGCCUAGUGAACGGCUCAGUCACCAUCUACUCCAGUGCACAAGAUGGCUCGUGGAAUCCAGACUCUCCUAAGGUGCUGAAGCUGGGGGUUCUGCCAGUGAAGGCCAUGCUAGCUGUGGAGGAACACGUCUGGGCUUCCUCUGGAGGACAAGUCUUCAUCAUCAGCACUACCACACACACUGUGGAGAGGCAGCUGGAGGCCCACCAGGAGGAGGGCAUGGUGGUGUCCCACAUGGUGGUGGCUGGAGUGGGCAUCUGGAUAGCCUUCAGCUCUGGGUCCACCCUCAGACUGUUCCACACGGAGACCCUGGAGCAUCUACAGGACAUCAAUAUCGCUACGCCUGUACACAACAUACUGGCUGGGAACCAGAGGGUCUCAGUCAGCAGUCUGCUGGUGUGUCAUGGUCUGCUGCUGGUGGGGACCAACCUGGGGGUGACAGUGGCCCUCUCUGUCCCCAGACUACAGGGAAUCCCCAAGGUCACAGGACGGGGCAUGGUAUCCUUCCACGCCCACCGCGGCCCAGUAAAGUUCCUCACCAUGGCAGCCGCCGUGUGCAACCGGCCCUCCGGCAACCCAGGCAGCCCAGGCAGCAGCCUACCUAGCCAGCCAGGGGACACCCAGGACAGGGAAAAGGCCCAGGCCUCCCCACCUCCAACCCCAAGCUCCACACCCGCUCUGGCUCCCACCCAGGGCCAGGGAGUGUGGUUUGGGGAGGCAGGCUGCACCUCCAUGGCCAUCCAGGACUCCCUGUCGUCCUCUUGUGGCUCCCUGGCUCUGUCCCAGGGCUCUCUGGAGCACGGGCCCGAGGACGGGGCCAUCUAUGACCUGGUCAAUGAUCCGGCCCACCACCAGAGGGGCAGGAGGGUCCAGAAGGUGAACGUCAGCUCUCUGCUGGUGGUGUCGGGUGGGCUGGGUCACCACAGGGUCAACAGGAAGACCAAACAGUCCCGUCAGGAGGAGACUGUGUCCACCAUCAUGGUGUGGCAGAUCCCUCUACUCAACAUGUGAGAGACCUAGUACAGUGCAACAAGACUGAGGAUGCUGCAGGUCCUACUUGAAGUGAGUAACACUCGACUAAGUGACACUUGACUCCAAAGGAUAUCCAUUAAUUCCCAUGGUUGUCUGGACUUUGGGAUCAAUCAACUCAACUAUGUGUCUUAUAAUGAGAAAUACUCCAGAGGGCAUUACAUGAAUAAUGGCAAGAGUUUCUGAUAUCUCCCACCCAGUGACCUUUAGCCUUCUGUUCAUGUGGGACAUUCCCAUUGGGUAAUGGGUACUAAUGGAUCAAUACAAUCUAACCACUUAAUAAUGGCAACUGACUUUGCUUACAGCAUUCAAUACCUGGACCGUUAACAACAUGGUGGAAGACGAAUUCAAUGAAGAGAACAUGAAUAUGUAGAAAAACCACUGAAAUGUCCUUAAUGUUAUUCUUAUUAUGUUAUUUUCAUAGAGGACCAAUGAAAUGUUACUUGUCUUCAGUUGUUAUAACAUGGCUAAUAUAUUCUGUGUUACUGAGACAUUGGGCCAGAUCAUCAGUGUUGAUGACACAAUAAUUGUAUCUGGGCUAAUCACGUAGACAGACAUCAGACAUUCCCAUUUUCCUAUGUGGACAGAGUUUGAGGAAAGCCGGGCAAGGUGACUUUUCAUCUCUGUUGCUUUGAACAAUGUCUACUAUGACACUUCCACUGUUAGGAACAGGCAUUCUUUGGGGCCAAAGCCUUCUUAUGAGCAUCUCCAUUGGCCAGUCUAUGUUCUAUAAAUUGGGUCUGUUAAUAGAUAUGUUAACUUGUUUGUUAUUGGGUCAAGGAGAGAUCCUUUGUCUGCAAUGGUGCCCUUAUUUCAUUGGUACACUGAAGCUUAAAAGUGUCCUUAUGUUGUCAUCAGGAGGCUAUGGACCGUGAGUGGGUGCUGAUAUGAGGUAUGAUGGGACUUCCUGGCUGGCCAGGUUUCCUGUAGAUCCUAAAUGGAGGGAGAGUCACUAACUGUUACCAGAUUAAAAUAAGGGGUUGUUCCUUGCCCAAAUACAUUUUUUGUCACUAAAGGAUAUUUUAAAAAAAUGAAUCUAAAGCGUUAUAAUUGUGUCCCAUUUUGUAUGUAUUCUGUUGUGUAUAUUAACAAAUCUAUACAUGUUUUAUUCAGCAGCUUUGUGUAUGUUGUAUUUACAAACUGUCGAUUUGUUUUCAUCUAGUUUAAUGUAUGCAUGCUCAGCCUGCUCACCUUAUUUCAACCAAAAACCUGCACUAUUUCAAAUAUGCUGCCAGUAUGUAUAGCCUCGGUAUUUGGUCCAAUACCAACUCUCCACACCGAACAACAAGGUUAUUUAUGUCAGGGUUUCCCAAACCGUCUUCAUGCUGCCCACAUAGUGUAACACAAUCAUGUUCAAAUGUAUUACUGUAUUAUCUAUAUUAGCAAAAAUAUAUUCUAGAAGUUGAA